ACAGUCUGGUGCAGUGCACUCGCGCCAACACGACGCCGCAGAUAGCUCUUAUUUCUUUGCGAUCGAGACGAAUUACGAUUCAAGAAAAAUGGAUUUAGGGAGUGAUGAUUCCGAUGAGAUGAAGCUUCUGGGGGAAGAUCAGAGGACUAAAAGUGAAAGUUCAGAUAGUGACAGUAGGCAAGGAUCACUAGACACACUAGUUUUUGAUAGUAAAAUUAAUAAAACAUCAACGCAUGCUGGAGAUUUGGCGGAGACAUGGGGCGGAGGGAGGUCCCCACCAAACUCGGGGCGAUUGCGACGAACACAAUCAUGGUCGGGAGACCCGAACGAUGAUGUCAGCUCGGAAAUCCGAAUAUUGAGAGAAAGAUUGGUGCGCACACAAAGAAAGCUACAUCCAGGUGCAUUCCGGCUGCUGAGCGGCCGACAACGUUUAACCUUGGCUUCACUCGCGAUUGUAGAUUUCAUGAGCUUUUGUUCCAUGAGCGUUAUGGCUCCAUUCUUCCCGAGAGAGGCGUCAUCUAAAGGACUGUCAGAUACUACAUGCGGAAUGGUGUUCAGUUUCUAUGCUGUCAUCAUGUUUUUAACGUCGCCUUUAUUCGGGAAAUUCCUACCGGCCGUGGGCGCGAAAUUUAUGUUUACCGCUGGGAUGUUAGUGGCUGGAGUGUGUAAUGUAUUAUUUGGAACGUUGGAACUAAUAGAAGAUAAGACAACAUUCACAGCCCUCUGUUUCUUAAUAAGAGGGUUGGAGGCGCUGGGAGCUAGUGCGUAUUCUACGGCCAGCUACGUGUUCGUCGUUAACGCCUUUCCCGACAACAUCGGUUCAGUGCUUGGCAUUUUAGAGACCUUUGUAGGACUCGGAAUGUCAGUGGGACCGGCGAUAGGCGGUUUAUUGUACUCGAUCGGGGGCUUUGGACUACCAUUUUAUACUCUUGGGAUUGCGAUGGUGCUGACAGUACCCAUAAACUUCUUCUUGCUUACUGAAUGUGAAGAAUAUGUAUCCGGUUCAAAAACAGCUUCAAUGAUUAAACUAUUGAAGAUUCCGUCCAUUAUUGUUACUGGACUUGUAAUCGUAAUAAUGUCCAAUACAUGGGCAUUCUUGGAUCCAACGUUGGAACCUCAUAUGCGACAGUUCGGGCUAUCCACACAACAAAUCGGAUUGAUUUUCUUACUAUUCUCAAGCUUGUAUGGCAUCUUCAGUCCCAUAUGGGGAUGGGUAGCAGAUCGAGUACACAAUCACUGGUGCAUGAUGGUUUGGGGCCUGUUCCUGUCCACAGUUGGCUUGUUGUUAUUGGGCCCAUGUCCUUUCAUCCCCGCAUUACCACGUGAGCUUUGGUUAGACCUGGUUGCGCUUUCGAUACUAGGAAUAUCUGUGGCCCUUACAUUGUUGCCCACAUUUCAAGGAGUGUUGACAAGUUCCAUUUAUGAAGGGGGAUGCCCCGAAGCGCUCACCACAUACAGUGCAGUGGCGGGGGUCUGGUCUUGUUGUUAUUCUCUGGGCGAAGUCUUUGGUCCGGCCCUUGGUGGAGCCCUCACGCAACGGUACGGGUUCCCGCUGUGCGCCACGCUCUGCGCCUCUGCAUGUUUCACUAUGGGCGUUAUAACAUUAACAUUUUUCUCACUGCGCGAAUCUUCGAAAUGGGUGCAGCCAGGAAGUGUAUCUGAUUCGAUUCCGUACACCGACACCACGUGGAGCAGCAGUAACUUCUGCAGAACACGCAGCGCGCCUGAGAACGGCCUCACCGAAAACUCUCCGUUAAUACACUGCGCCUGUCCGCACAAAAAGGGACCCUCCUAUGGAACGACGUCUUUAAAACACGUUUGCCUAGUUCACAACAAGAGUAAGAAGAGCGGGUACGCGAGCGUUACUGGAGCCGUUGGAUACUUUCUCAAAUUUCAAUACUUGACAAACGUGUGUGCCAAAAUAAAACAAUCCACAAAUAAGCGAAAAUAUUCGGAAAUAAACGAAAAUCAACUAUACCAGAACUAUCUCGGUAACACCGAAACCAACACGGACAAUGAAAAAAGCCUGAAUAUUAAUAAUAAUCUAAUGCAAAAACAAGAGAACGGUAGCUACUGUACGUAUCUUGAUGAGGCAAUAUUUGGCAGUCCAGUGGUUAUGUACAACGUCAAUAUAGAUCACUUGAAAGUCAAGAAAAAUAACAAAGGUCUGAUCUCAAAUUUGAUGACAUGUGCUGAUGAAAAAAAACCAUCGAACGAAAUAUUAAAGCAUAAUAUCGAGAAAGUACAUUUUUACGAACAAAACCCAGAGUGCUCUUCAUUAGAAAAAGAAUUUGAUGGCUGUGAUUGUAAAGGCGACGUCUCGUACUUCAGAGGAACGGUAACAGUUUCGUCAACCGGCGCGUGUGAAGUUUAAAUCGUAAUAAAAUAGAAUGUAAUGUAAUCGCACAAACAAUAAUUUAAUUAAACUGAUCUUACGAUUUUUAAUUGACAAAAUUCUAAAAUAGAUCCAAUGAAAUAAAAAAAAAAUAACACAAAAUAUUUUAUUCGUAAUCGAACGAAACUUUGGGGUGGCAAACAUGACGUUUCACCCCUCUCUACCCUUCCCAUUUCUGAAACAUCGCAACUGAGAUAAAUAGUCCUCUCCCUGUUUAUGAGUCCCUGGUAGCAACGACCUCCACUGACGGUUUCAUGACAUUUCCAAUGAACUAUUAAUUUAUUGUAAAAUGAACGUUAUUUUUACACGAGCAAAAUAUACAUUCAAGUUUUUGUAAGUACAGA
This is a messenger RNA of Bombyx mandarina (wild silkworm), 2739 nucleotides long. Its product is annotated as MFS-type transporter SLC18B1. Gene Ontology annotation, molecular function: transmembrane transporter activity. NCBI's taxonomy places the organism in Eukaryota, Metazoa, Arthropoda, Insecta, Lepidoptera, Bombycidae. The record is from RefSeq and is a predicted model, not a curated record. Gene Ontology annotation, biological process: transmembrane transport.